UGUCCCUCGGACACAGCGGAUCACGGAAAGAGCUGAAGAUGGGACAUGUACACUGAUUAUCAGGGCAUUGAUGAUCAGUGUGCCCUGAUGAUCAGUGUGGCCCCAGAAGAGCCACCUGUCAGUGCUCAUCAGUGCCACAUCAAUGCCUCAUAUCAGUGCCUACCAGUGCACAUCAAUGCCACAUAUCAGUGCCCAUCUGAGCUGCCUUUCAAUGUCACCCAUCAGUGCCAGUCAGUGCCACCUAUCAAUCCCAAUCAAUGCCACCUAUCAGUGCUGCCAAUCAGUGCCGCCUAUCAGUGCCAGUCAGUGCCGCCUAUCAGUGCCAGUCAGUGCCGCCUAUCAGUGUCAUGUAUCAGU
Messenger RNA from Staurois parvus, 357 nucleotides. NCBI's taxonomy places the organism in Eukaryota, Metazoa, Chordata, Amphibia, Anura, Ranidae. The record is from the annotation of a GenBank genome assembly.